Messenger RNA from Vittaforma corneae ATCC 50505, 1272 nucleotides. RefSeq lists its product as uncharacterized. NCBI's taxonomy places the organism in Eukaryota, Fungi, Microsporidia, Nosematidae. The transcript has a single exon. The record is from RefSeq and is a predicted model, not a curated record. Gene Ontology annotation, molecular function: nucleic acid binding; exonuclease activity. The coding region runs from base 1 to 1272 and encodes 423 amino acids. Gene Ontology annotation, cellular component: nucleus.
AUGACUAAGCUUACAAAACCAAAGUACAUGAAAAUACUCGACAUCCAAAAAGUACUGAAAUACAUUUUUAUUGAUGAAAAGAGGCCCCGCUACAUCCAGCUCAAUCCAAAGCCUAAAAGCGUAGCUAUUGUUUAUGUUAGCCAAAAUGUGGACAUUUCAAGUCUGAAAGUUGAGCAAGGGGAUUCUUCAACAGGAACUAUUUUAGUUAAAAAAGACUUGCGACUUCCAAGGAAAGACAGUAUCAAAAACGACUCAAGUAUUUACUCGACGUCUGGAUGGGAAAAUAAGGAAAGUGGCGUUGAUCCUAACCAGUUAAGCUCUUUUGAAGUUUUCUUAAAGAAUCAAGGAUAUUUAAGAGUCCAUUUAAAUGAAGGGAUAUCCCCCAAGGAUCUGUUUAAAAAUAUUUUAAAGUCCGUGGAUGUCAAAGACUCAACACUUUCCGUAAUAACACCUGAAAACCUUAUAUUAAUAGAGAAACACAACAUCCUUCAUAUGUUUUCAUAUUCAAAGUUCAUAAAAAGCCAAGCCAAUUUUGACAGUUCUAUUUUUGACUCAUAUUCAAAACCUAAGAUCCCAAGCCCCUAUUUUCUAAUUGCCAUAGACUGUGAAAUGAUGCAAUGCGAGAAUGAGACUCAAGUUGGAAGAGUUUCUAUGCUUGAUCAUACCGGUAGAAUAAUAUAUGACAAAUUUAUAAGACCUAAAGCCAAGGUUACUAAUUAUUUGGAGCAGUAUUCUGGAUUAAAUGAAGACAAUACAAGUGGAGGAAUAGCAUUGGAAAAACUGAAUGAGGAUCUACUUUCAAUCAUUGGAACUAACACUUAUCUGCUUGGACAUGGCCUAGAAAAUGAUCUCGAAGCUUUAUGUUUUUACACAGAUAAGGUCAUAGAUACAUCAUAUCUAUUUUUGAACAGCGACGGCUACAAAAUUAAGCUGUCACAGCUCAGCAAAAUAUAUUUGGGGGAUCAGAUUCAGAAUAAGAGCCAUUGCCCAACGGAGGAUGCUCUAUGCUGUUUAAAGCUAUUGGCUUUCAAAAUAUCUCAGCUUAGGAACUUUUUUGAUCCAAGCGGGGCAGUAUUAGAAUUGGGGGUAAAUCCUAAGAACAUUAAAAAGUUAGAGGACACUUACAAGUCAGAGGGGUUGUUUUUCCAUGAAGAAUCCGACGUUGAUAAAUUAAGUAAUUUUGUAAAGCAUCACCCUGAUUUGUUCAUUAUUUUCAUAUAUCAAAUAAAAGAUCAAAAAUAUAUUGCACUUAAGCAAAAAACACAAGAAUAA